Messenger RNA from Aspergillus calidoustus, 681 nucleotides. Lineage: Eukaryota; Fungi; Ascomycota; Eurotiomycetes; Eurotiales; Aspergillaceae. The record is from the annotation of a GenBank genome assembly.
AUGUCAUACUACGGAGAAUCAGCCACCUACUACGGCGGCGGCGGCGGCGAACGCCCUCCAUAUGAACGCCCACCGUACGAGCGGCCCCCCUACGAACGCCCUCCCUACGACGAGCACCGCGGCCCAUCCUACGACCGCCCACCUCACGAAGAACACCGCGGCUCUCCAUACGACCGCCCGCCCUACGAAGAGCACCGCGGCUCCUCCUACGACUCUCGCCCUCCCUACUCCAGCGCUCCUCCCUCCGCCCGCCCUCCUCAAUACCCCCCACCUCCCCUCCCCAUCGGCUGGAUCCAGGAAUGGGAGCCCAGCGCUCGGCGCGCCUUCUUCGUCGAAACAUCUACUGGCCGCACAGAAUGGACUCUUCCUGCUGAGCUCGCCUACGGUGGUGGUGAGCAGUCUCGCAGUGGUGGUGACUACUAUGCUGCUGCCCCGGUCCCGCCGCCUGGGUACCCGCCCCAGGAUUACCACCAGGGAGGAUACGGUGGUGAAUACCCCGAGGAGAAGAAGGAGAAGAAGAAGGACAGCGAUACAGGCAAGCUGCUUGCUGCUGGUGCUGCGGGUCUGGCGAUUGGUGCUGUGGGAGGUGCUAUUCUGGGUCAUGAACUUGCCGAUAAUAGUGACGAAGAACACCACAGCAGCUCCGACGAAGAAGCCCACUACUCUGGUGACGAUGACUGA